Epithele typhae is the source of this 1842-nucleotide messenger RNA. RefSeq lists its product as uncharacterized. Lineage: Eukaryota; Fungi; Basidiomycota; Agaricomycetes; Polyporales; Epitheliaceae. Bases 1 to 1842 code for a protein of 613 amino acids. The transcript has 4 exons. The record is from RefSeq and is a predicted model, not a curated record.
AUGCCCUCGAAUCCGCCUCAAGCAUACGCCGCACCAGCUUCGACAUCUCAGCUCAGGCCACCCGCUCUCCCUCCGCCGUCUGGCUCGUCCCACUCACACGUCCCGGUUUCGCAACAACUUUUCAUUCAACCUAUGCCGCAACCUGGCUCCUCUGGUCCCAGCCACCAUGCCGACCGACGCGGAUCCCACUCCUCUCUCCAAAAUCCUCCCGUCAUACCCCAAGCGCCCGCCAGUCGUCCGCAACCGGAAGCACCCGUCACGAACGCCGCCCCCACCCAGCUGCCGACCCCUCCCACGACCGCGCACCCCUCGCGCCAGAAAGCGCCGGCCCCCACAACGAUCACAGACGCAGCGCACCACCAGGUGCACGCGUACUUGGACCCGAUGCACCUCGCGAUCUCGGAGGCGAUCGGCAAGGCGCACACGGGGCUCCGGAAGGAGCUCGAGCGGAUGCACCGCCUGCUCGUGCAACAGGAGAACGGGCAGCAGAGGCUCGCCGCGCAACUCGCACAGCAGGAGAACGGGCAGCGGACGCUCGCCGCGCAGCUCGCGCAGGCGGAGGCGGAGUGUGCGCGCCUCCGCGGCGAGCGCGACGCGGCGGUGCGGCACGGGAACGCGGUGCUGCAGGACAGUGCGAGCGCGCAGGAGGAGGCGCGCAGAGUGAACGAGAACAUGCCGAAGCUGUUCGUCGAGUACGUCGAGCUCAAGAGCGACCACAACGCCCUGGGAGAGGAGGUCGUGCGGCUACGCGCGGACAACGGGCAGCUGAGGGCGAGGUUAGCUGCCGCGGAGGCGCGCAUUGAUGCGUCUCAUCGGACGGUCCCCGGAAAGGAGAGGCAGGGGCAUAUGAAGGUCAAACUGGGUGAACCAGAGACAAACGUUGCGCCGUCUAUGGGAACAGAGGCCAUGCGACCACCCAUAUCUCCAACGGCGCUUGAUGCUCAGUUUGCAGUCGCCAUGGCUGAAGCGCACGAGCUGAAGAAGAGGCGGCGCACUAUCUCGUCGCAGGGGCGUCCUUCGUACGCCCCUCCGAGCCCCGAGUCACCAGGCGCGCGAAUAUUGAACGAGAAAGACGUCACCCCGCUCUCCCUGGACGACUCCUCAAUGGAGGUCCUUCCUUCCGCCACUGAAGUCCCGGCCGCCGAGAAGAAGCCCGAGGUUCUCUUGAUGUCAGAGAGUAUCCUCAGUUAUCUCCUGGCCGGUAUCAACGCUGCGCGUGGCGGCCAGUCCUCGGACUCCGCGUCUUCCCGGCCUGUGGCACAGCCAACCAGCGACCCGCCUCUGGAAGAGCUCGCCACUGCGAUGGACAUAGACGUCGGAUCCGACAAGAAGCGCACUCCAGAGCCGUACGCCCUCAAGGAAGAGGAGAGCCCUUGCAAGAAACGCAAGACUGAAGACGUACAGCUUCGGCCUACGACCCUCAGCCCUCUGCUCUUGGACACGCGAGGCCUUCGCUCGAGGGAAGCCACGGCCGAUCUACCUUCAGCGAGCGCGCCUACGAUCACCGACCUCAGCAUCCUUCACGAGUCACCGAAAGCGGCGCCUCUAUGCCUCGAGCCAAGCGAUGCACCACGAGACCCCUGUGCCGAGAAGGGGAAGGCGCGCGAAAUCCCUCCCAAAGCCUCUCCAGUCCCUCCGAGCGCCGUCGAAGCUUCUUCAAUGCUCGCGUCUAGGUCGCCCUCAAGCUCUCGUCGUACCCUCGACGAGAUCAGCCCUUCCGCUUUCGUCCCACCUUCCGCUGCCAUCCAUUCUCCCACUGCCGACCGCAGGCUCGCCGAGCUUCUGAACAACCCUUCGUCGGUCGCAGCCCUUUUGCACCGCCUGCCCCUCGCAAGUCUUUAA